Messenger RNA from Cooperia oncophora, 555 nucleotides. Lineage: Eukaryota; Metazoa; Nematoda; Chromadorea; Rhabditida; Trichostrongylidae. The record is from the annotation of a GenBank genome assembly.
AUGGCACGACAUCCAUGGUACUUACAGGGUCUCACAAGAGCAAAGGCCGCAGAAAUCUUGGCUCGAGAUGGUCCGAACGCCUUGUCGCCUCCAAAAACCACUCCAGAGUGGAUUAAGUUCUGCAAGAAUCUUUUUGGAGGGUUUGCCCUUCUUUUGUGGGUUGGCGCUUUCCUAUGUUACGUCGCUUAUUCCGUCGACUAUUUCACCAUGGAGUAUCCAUCAAAGGACAACCUAUAUCUCGGUAUUGUAUUGAUGACUGUCGUCGUGAUCACCGGAUGCUUCCAGUACUAUCAGGAAAGCAAAUCAAGCAAGAUUAUGGAUUCCUUCAAGAACAUGGUGCCCACUUUUGCUCUUGUCCAUCGUGACGGACAGAAGCAACAAAUUCGAACGGAAGAACUGGUCGUCGGUGACAUCGUCGAAGUGAAAGGCGGUGAUCGUGUGCCAGCCGACAUCCGUAUCAUUUCCGCCUUUGGUUUCAAGGUAUUGCGUUUCUUUGUUUUUACGAGCCAUUCAGUUCCGCUUUCAUUCUUGGCGACAAAUUUUAUGGCGAUGUAA